CCCAGAGCUUGAAUACAUCUGUGAUAAAUUCCAGGAGUUUAACACAGUGUUCCAUCAUACCUGACCAUUGAACAAGUUACCUGUUCGAGAACAUCACAGACACCAAUCUUCAAAUGCUCAUUGGCUGUGAGAAUGAACAUCGAUGUAGUGGCGCGAAUACGCCCCUCUCGGAGACCAGAGCAGGGCCUCAGGCUACAGAUCUCAGAGGAUGGGAAGACCAUCUACACAGCCUCAGGUGGAGGAGCCUCCUGCAGAUUUCAGGAGAUCUUUGACCAGAAUGCUUCCACUCAGGCCAUUUUCACCAGGACCGUGCAGCCCCUGCUCAGCGUGUUCAUGGAAGGAAUGAAUGCCUGUGUUGUUGUAUUUGGUGAAACCAACUCUGGCAAGUCCUACACAUUGGUUGGAGAAGAGAAUGAUCGAUUAGCAAUCAUACCUUUGACAAUUGAUUACAUCUUUGGUGCACCAUACCUGCAGAAGUUACAGGCCACUGCGAUGUGGUCUUUUUCGAUAUCCAUGUAUGAGAUUUAUGCUGAAGUGGUGAAGGAUUUGUUAGACUCGAGUGGAACGGACCCUGCCAAUUUAAAGAUCACGUGUAAUGCACAAGACGGCACAUUCAUAAAGGGAUUAAACCGCGUCACCGUCUCCUCAGCAGCUGAUGCAACAUCCACCUUCCGCCAAGGCUGGGCACGGCGCACAGGAGCGAACACUGACUUCGGGCCCGCGGAGAGCCAAGCCACUGUUAUCACUCAACUGAACCUACUGGUGCAGGACCGUAAUGAUCUGCAUCCCACCAAGUCAAGUCUGCAGCUCAUUGAUCUACCAGGAGCGGAGAAGCUUGCAGAGGACAGGAAUACCUUACAUUUUCAAGAUGGCUCCUUGCUCAACAUGUCACUUCUUGUGUUCGCUCAAGUAGUGAGUAACCUGGCUAACUCCCCCAAUCCAGACAGAGUUAUUAACUACAGCGAAUCCAAGUUGACCCAACUGACGCAAGAUGCUUUUGGAGGCAACUGCAAAACUCGGGUCAUUUGCUGCCUACGUCCGGAGCCAGAAACGCAGCCACUGGCCGCCAUCUUAAGAACAUGCUCCACUCUCACUCAAGUGAAGAACUUCCCCGUACUGAAUGACUACUUUGUUGAGUCACUGAUAACCCAGUACCGAGCACGAGUCUUGGCAUUGCAACACCAGUCAGCCAACGCAAUGGGAACCAAAGACGCGAAUGAGAAAGUCAACACACUCAAGGAUCAGAUUCGUCGAUUGAACAAUGAAAACGUGCAGCUACGAGACAGGAAUGAACGUUUAUACAACAAACUGGGAGAGCUUCAGGGGAGGAUGGGACAGAUGGCCGGAUCAAAAAGUGAUCUCUCCUCCAAACUCGUGUUCAGUGAGGAAGAAAAACUGAAGAUUUCCAAGGAUCUGAUUGAUUUGCAAAUCCAGACAAACAAGAUUCGGGAGCAAUAUGAAGCUGAGAACUUUGAGCUAAAGAAUAAGAUUUUAUUCCUGGAGAACAGAACAAUGGAGCUAGAGUUGCAGAAGGACAAAUGUGCCCAUGAGUGUCAAAUGGCUAAAGAUCGUCUGAGGGCAGUGGAGAAAACCCGUAAGGAACUGGCAGACGAGUACAUUGUUCUGAAGAGCAAUUUUGUGACCCUGAGUAAACAGCAUGAAAAUGAGGUGACAAAAAAUGAUGAGCUGAGCUUGGAGCUAUUGACUUUGGCCAAUUCUAAGGAUUCACUGACCAGGAAACAGGACGAGUAUGCAAAAUCCCGAGCCAUUUACGAUGAAGCUACAGCCGAGUUAAACAGAGUAAGGGAUCUUGUUGCCCGGCUCAGUAGCCAGAAGAUGAAGCCUGAAGAAAUGUUCAUUUCUGAAUCUGAGCGUGGCACUCUUGAAAGAAAUUUGCUAGGUAACCAGGAUCAGAUCAAAGAACAAAUAGAAAUAAUGAAGCAAACCCACGAGAAACAGCAAAAUGCAAUGGAAGAACGAAUAGCAAAGAUGGGUAAAGAACUUCAAGAGGCCAAAAGAGCUAUUCGAAACACCCAACACAAACUAGCAGAGCAAACCGUGGCGCUGUUAGGUUCGCAGAGUCACCUGAAGGAAGUUGAAACUGAGAACUCUCAGCUGCAGCUCCAUCUGAAAGAACUGAACGAGGAAUAUCGCAUGCGGCUCGUCCGUUACAUUGAAGACGUUACGGAAUAUGUGGAUAACACAGUGAAAUCUGGCAAUGACAACACACAACCCUCGGCUGACCAGCCUUACUUGAAGAGAUUUGUGGACAGCAUGCUAAAGGACAUUCGAUCUGCCUACAAAUCACGGGAAGAACAAUUGGCAACAGCAGCUAGAAACUACAAGAAACGGAUGCAAAAUAUAGUCAAGAAGCACGAGCAUCUUUUGAUUGCGUACAGAAUGCAGCGGGAACAGAUUCUAUCAUCAGGCAGCAAGGAUAUGGACCCCGGCCCGUCUGAAAUAACCUUUGUGAUCACUGACAGUGAGCUGUUGUCCAAACAGAGCCAGGAGCUCAACAGGCUUCGGGAGGACAAAGCUCACCUCGAGGCAAAACUCCAAGAGCUUCAAGAGAGGGUGAGACUGGGUCGGAGUGCACCAGUCAUAUCUUCCUCGCUCCUAGAGACUGAUGGGAAAGCAAGUAGUGAAAACUGGAGUGAACUAAGGAAACAGCUAAAAGAGUUCACAUUUACUACUCAGGAGGAGUUGGAACGUGAACGUGCUCAGUUGAUCUCACGUGUCACAGUUGCUGAGGAGCAGUUGGCUGAACUGCAGGAGUAUGUAGAUAAGCACCUGGGAAGGUACAAGCAGGAAAUUACCCGCCUCCGAAAACUGGUUGGAACUGAAGUCCCAAGAGCAGCCAGUGCUGAUGUUAUCCGUCAUUAACCUCCUUGGCAAUCGCACAGGAUCCUCAACUCUGAAAUGGAAGUCUCACCCCCCUGCUGUCACCAGGAAUUUUCUGAGCAGUUAUUUGGAAAUGAAAGUUGUGAUUAGUAAAAUAACAUAGCAUUUUUACUGACAGUGUGCUACAGCAAAAUAAGGUACUCAUUAUUUACGGUCUGCCACACGGGAUGAGACAGUGGUUCUACCAUGUGCAAGUUAACUUAUUCACAAAUGAGAUUAUUUACACAGGAACAGGAGAAGGCAAUUCAGCCCUCCAUACCCAGCUGAUCUGGACUUCUGCGCAGCUGCCUUGAUUCCAUAACCUUUAAUAUCCCUGCCUAACAAAUGUCUUAUCAAUCUCCGAUUUGAAAUAUUUAGUUUAUCUCCAGCUUCAGCAGCUCUUUAGAGAGCAAGUUCCCAAUUUCCAUUACUUUGGCAUCAACUGGGAAAGGCUAGGUUUCUAAUUAUUCCCAUACACUUGGAUCCUACUCAACGGAUUCAUUGGAAACCUGCAUUCAAAUCCAGGUUUCUAGAAACUAAACUGUUGCAAAAGUAAAAUCAGUUUUCCUUCUCAACUUCUCGCAUUCAGGAUUAUUAUUAUUCUGUGUGUAUAUAUAUUUUUUCUCAUUAAAUCAUUGCCUGCUGAAGCACAUUAUCAUAUCAGAUUCUCAUUGAAAUAUGUUUCCGGUCUGACCACCCAUUUUACUCUGUACAGACCAGUUCAUAUUCAGAAUAAUGGAUAGGUAGAUGUGAUUUUAAACCAGCAAUCGCAUUGUAUGGUCUACAUAACAUCGUUAACUACAUGGGGAACUAAUGCCUGACUCCAGGAUGACAUUAGCCUUGAAAUCAAUCCAUGAGAGCCAUUUUCAUCUUGCCAUAUAUGCCAUGAAAUUAUUGGGGCAAGUUUUGUUCCAUUUUAUUUAAUUCUGCCAGUGGCAAAUGGUAAAAUGGACAGUAAUGUACAACACAAACUGUCAUCCAUUAAUUUAAACUGGGAUAUAAUUAUGAAUUCUUAAUGUACAUCCAACUUGAUCACAGGGAAAAUAUCUGAACAUGUAUCCUGUGUAAAAUAAUAUCAAUUAUAUCAGACAUCAUGGUGAGUUUUUCUCCCAACUACAGAAACAUGAAAGCCAACCAUUUUAAUCCUGUGUUUCCUGUUUCAAGAUGAAUUGCCCAAGCCUGAGAAGAUUCCUUUCAAACACUUGGAUAUUAUAAUGAGCAGAAAAUACGCUUAGUCAAUUGUACAGGAAACUCUGAUAAAUUUUAAUCACUGAAAAUUGUAGACAUUAGGAAAAUUGGUUUAUGUACUGCAAUUUGUAAGAAUAAAUUAUACAACUUAGCAUGAAACUUCUCACUCUGCCUUCCAGCUCUCUUUGAAUGUUUGCUUUUCCAAUCAGUGAAUUUCAUGUAGAUACAUUUUAAUCAACCUGUCUUGACCUAUUAUUGCACACCUCUGGAGGAGGUGGAAGUUGAACACAAGUCUCCUGGCACGGUGACGGAGAUGCUAUCACUGUACCAUAGAGGUGUGUUAAUUAUGUCAUUACACAGCCAGUGUUUAAUGGAGCACUAUUAACACUCCCCUUAUCUCAGACUGGAGUUAAACAAGGAAUUUCCUCCAACUGUAUUGUGAAGCUAUGUCUGAGCAUGUUUAAUCAACCUGGUAAAAACAAUAACUGCAGAUGCUGGAAACCAGAUUCUGGAUCAGUGGUGCUGGAACUCCACCCUCUCCUCCC
Molecule: messenger RNA, 4613 nt
Organism: Chiloscyllium plagiosum (whitespotted bambooshark)
Lineage: Eukaryota; Metazoa; Chordata; Chondrichthyes; Orectolobiformes; Hemiscylliidae
Gene: ccdc78
Product: coiled-coil domain containing 78
Biological process (GO): microtubule-based movement
Cellular component (GO): cytoplasm
Molecular function (GO): microtubule binding; ATP binding; microtubule motor activity
Source: RefSeq, a predicted model, not a curated record